UCUCUUCCCUUCAGUCAACCGGCUGCUAAGGAGACGGACUUGCUAAUUCUGGCUGGGGUUUUUCCCUGCCUGGGCUGUUUUUCUCUUUUAUCUCCAUCAACUGAGGAGAGCUGUUCUGCCUUUCAAACAGUCAGAAGGUAUCUGGGGUUUUGUGUAUUUUUUUUUUUUCUGGUCUUCCUUUCAUAUAAUUCUGUGGGUCUUUUCCCAGAUAUGUAUUUUCUCUCAAAUUAACUUCUACCUUGUUUAAGUUUCCGCCCAUGUGACUUCCAGUGUGAGUUACCAGAAACCACAAGAGAGAGAGAGCGCGCGCGCACGAGCCCCAAAGCGAGCGACAUGUCCCUGUGGGGAGCAGUGCCUCUGCACCCCAGAGCGAGGAGGACGCGGGGGUCAGAGGUGGCUGCAGGGCGGGCAGAGGAGGGACCUGUGCAGGGGGGUGGGCUGGCGGCCCGGGAGCAGCCAGGAAGGGAGGCCAGCUGGUGACAAGAGAGCCCGCGGGCGCGUCGGGGGCUGGGUGGAGAGCCCGGAAGACUGCAGCCAUGCCUCACAGCUCGGACAGCAGCGACUCCAGCUUCAGCCGCUCCCCUCCCCCGGGCAAGCAGGACUCAUCUGAUGAUGUGAGAAAAGUUCAGAGAAGGGAGAAAAAUCGCAUUGCUGCCCAGAAGAGCCGACAGAGGCAGACACAGAAGGCUGACACCUUGCACUUGGAGAGUGAAGACCUGGAGAAACAGAACGCGGCUCUGCGCAAGGAGAUCAAACAGCUCACGGAAGAGAUGAAGUAUUUCACGUCGGUGCUAAGCAGCCAUGAGCCCCUGUGCUCGGUGCUGGCGGCCAGCACGCCCUCGCCCCCCGACGUGGUAUACAGCGCCCAUGCCUUCCACCAGCCUCACGUCAGCUCGCCUCGCUUCCAGCCCUGAGCUCUGAGAGGCGGUGGGGGGCGGACGGAGCCCCCCCCCCCGCCCCCAGCCGCCCUGGCCGGCCUCGGGAGGGGCACACAGACUGUGGCCAGGCCGCCCUCGCCCCUCAGGGCCCUCUCUCCCUCCGGAGACCCGGAGGCAGAGGCCCGGACAAGGAUCGAGCGCAGGACUGUACCGGCCGAGAGGGUGUGAGGUCACCCAGCGGCGUGGCCGCCUGUCAGCAUGUGCCGGGCCCCCGUGCGGACGGGAGGCCCAAUCCAGAGUCAAAUCCAACACGAUGCCCAAGUCCCAUGGCACAGAGGGAGGAGGGCAGGGUAGGGUUAUUUUUCUAAAUAAAUUUCUUAAAAGCAA
Molecule: messenger RNA, 1265 nt
Organism: Prionailurus viverrinus (fishing cat)
Lineage: Eukaryota; Metazoa; Chordata; Mammalia; Carnivora; Felidae
Gene: BATF
Product: basic leucine zipper ATF-like transcription factor
Exons: 4
Coding region: 537-914 (125 amino acids)
Biological process (GO): regulation of transcription by RNA polymerase II
Cellular component (GO): nucleus
Molecular function (GO): RNA polymerase II cis-regulatory region sequence-specific DNA binding; DNA-binding transcription factor activity, RNA polymerase II-specific
Source: RefSeq, a predicted model, not a curated record